AUGUCAUCAGCUACUAGUAACACCGCAGGGACUGGAUCUCCCGCUGCGUCAGCAGGGUCCUCGUCUUCUUCUUCUUCUCCUUCGUCAUCGUCAGCAGCUACAACCACGGGUUCGUCGUCGGCAAAUUCGGGUUCUUGGACGUCGUUUUUGAAGUCGAUUGCUUCGUUCAAUGGUGAUUUGUCGUCGUUGACGGCGCCGCCCUUUAUUCUUUCGCCGACUUCGUUGGUGGAGUAUUCACAGUACUGGGCGGAGCACCCCGACUUGUUGGUGGCGGCUAACCAAUUGCCAACGCCGGAGCAAGCUUCAUCGAGCACUGCGGAGGCAAUGGCGUUGAAGAGAGCCAUUGCUGUGACCAAGUGGUUUAUAUCCACAUUGAAAUCUCAGUACUGCUCCAGAAACGAGAGCAUGGGUAGCGAGAAAAAGCCGUUGAAUCCAUUUCUUGGUGAAGUGUUUGUGGGCAAGUGGGAGACUGGUGGCGAUGUUGGCGAAACCAUCUUGGCUAGUGAGCAAGUGAGCCAUCAUCCACCGGUUACUGCUUAUGCUGUUGCCAACGGCAAGAAUAACGUGGUGUUGCAAGGUUAUAACGGCAUCACUUCGAGCAUCUCAACCACCUCCAUCAACAUCAAGCAGUACGGACAUGCCUUGUUGAACUAUCAAGAUUUAAAAGAGACUUAUUUGGUUACCUUACCACCAUUGCAUAUUGAAGGCUUGAUCACGGCAGCGCCAUUUGUGGAAUUGGAGGGAACGUCAUAUAUUCAAGCCUCGAAUGGAUUUUACACUGUUAUCGAGUAUAGUGGUAGAGGCUGGGUAUCUGGCAAGAAAAACACUUUUAAAGCAAGAAUCUUUCGUGAUCAGUUAUCAAGCGCCAACAAGGAAAACGCCAGUGUAACCAUCAGUGGCCAGUGGUCUGGCAAAUCGUAUAUUGGCAAGGGCGGCUCAACGCCACACUCCAAAAGUUCGGAAUUAUUCUACGAUGCCAAUGCACAGCCAUCUGAACAUUUGAUUGUUAAACCAAUAGAGGAACAAGAACCAACCGAGUCAAGAAGAGCAUGGGAGAAAGUUGCCGAGGCAAUUAGGAAAUCCGAUUACAAUUUGAUCCACGAAGAAAAAUCCAAGAUUGAAAAUGAGCAAAGAGAGUUGAGGAAAAAAGAGCGCGAAACUGGACACCAAUGGCACACCAGAUGGUUUGACCAAAAGGAUUACAGCAACCCUGAAGGCAAAACCGAUACCAAUCUUGAAACUCCUGACCCAUUCACCAACUUGACCAAUUUGGCGAAUUUGUCCAUUCACAAUGCACCGCUGGGCUCAUUGAAGAAAUCGAAAUACGACCAUGGCGAAUCCAAGCAUUGGAGAUUCAACUUGGAUAAAUGGAAACAAGACGGCAUGAAAAUUUAA
Molecule: messenger RNA, 1395 nt
Organism: Lodderomyces beijingensis
Lineage: Eukaryota; Fungi; Ascomycota; Pichiomycetes; Serinales; Debaryomycetaceae
Source: the annotation of a GenBank genome assembly